Rhinichthys klamathensis goyatoka is the source of this 1078-nucleotide messenger RNA. Its product is annotated as GTPase IMAP family member 9-like. The record is from RefSeq and is a predicted model, not a curated record. Bases 89 to 1078 code for a protein of 329 amino acids. The transcript has 3 exons. Lineage: Eukaryota; Metazoa; Chordata; Actinopteri; Cypriniformes; Leuciscidae. Gene Ontology annotation, molecular function: GTP binding.
GAAGACAUCUUACAUCGACUGUUUGUGAUCGUAUCGUGUUGGUGAAUACAUCUUGGAGAAAGUGUUGUUGAAGAAGCAAACAGAGACCAUGAAAUAUCAGAGCUUUGAGAACACAGAGGUGAGAGGAGAAGGAGAUGAUGUUGAUGAAGAUCUCCGGUUGCUGUUGAUCGGUAAAACCGGAUCCGGGAAAAGCGCCACAGGAAACACCCUCUUUAAUGAUCGAGUGUUUGAAUCAGUAAUGAGCUCUUCAUCGGUGACCAGAUUCUGUCAGACACACACUGGAGCUGUUAAUAACAGGAGAGUGACAGUCAUUGAUACUCCAGACUUCAUCUUCUCCACUCACACUGACUUUGAUUCAGACUCAGAGCUGAAGAGAGCUCUUGAAUUAUGUUCAGCAGGAGCUCAUGUGAUCCUGCUUAUUCUGCCUUUAAGCACUUUCACUGAGCAGGAGAUGGAUUUCUUUGGUUGGUUUGAGCAGAAGUUUGGUGCAGAAGCUCUCAGAUUUACUCUAGUGCUCUUCACUCAUGCAGGUCAGAAACACAUGAGGACACUAGCAGAAAUGAUCAGGAUGAAUCCUCAAUUAUCUCCUUUUAUUAACCGAUGUGGUCAGAGAUAUCAUGAGUUUAACAUUAAAGCUCCAGCAAACAGUCGACAGGUGACUGAACUCAUGCAGAAGAUCGACACACUGAUAUCUGAGAACACAAACUCCUGCUACACACUAGACAUGAUGCAGGAGACUGAGAGGAGAAGAGAGGAGAGAGAGAGAGAAGAGAAGGAGAGGAGAGAGAGAGAACACAGAAUGACAUUAGAGAGAGUCAGAAUAGAGACAGAGACACGAGUGAGGAGAGAUAUUGAACAAGAGAGACUGGAGAAAGAGAGAGAGAGAGAACAACAGAUAGCAUCAGAGAGAGACAGAAUAGAGACAGAGACACGAGUGAGAGGAGAAUCUGAAGAGAGAAGAGACAGUGGGCUCAAACACUUUGUACAACAGAAUAAGUACAUCAUUCUUACAGGUAUAGGUGUAGCUGUAGGAGCUGUGAUUGUACUAAUUGUUCUUGCAGUGAGACUUUCUUCCUGA